Molecule: messenger RNA, 792 nt
Organism: Orbicella faveolata
Lineage: Eukaryota; Metazoa; Cnidaria; Anthozoa; Scleractinia; Merulinidae
Product: lactadherin-like
Source: RefSeq, a predicted model, not a curated record
AUGAUUCUGGCACAAUUCAUUCAUAUUUUCCUGCUGUUCAUGCUUCAAAAGGAACAUUUUGGUAUUUGUGGAGUUGGAGGACAGUGCAGUUCACCUCUGGGGCUAGAGGAUAGGUCCAUUCCGGACCCAGACAUCACGGCCUCUUCAGAGGUUAGCAUUUACUAUGGCCCACGACUCGGCAGACUGAACAACGUAGAGUCUGGUAGUGACCAAGGAGGCUGGUGUGGCUUAGUGAAACUAGGAGAUUGGAUACAGGUUAACUUAAGGAAGAUUGCCAAGGUAACAGCAAUUGCCACUCAAGGAAGACAGGACUACCCACAAUGGGUGAAGACAUACAAGAUCUGUUAUGGUCAGAAACUAGAUGGUUACUGUGAGCUUCUUGAUCAGGAACAUUUUGGUAUUUGUGGAGUUGGAGGACAGUGCAGUUCACCUCUGGGGCUAGAGGAUAGGUCCAUUCCGGACCCAGACAUCACGGCCUCUUCAGAGGUUAGCAUUUACUAUGGCCCACGACUCGGCAGACUGAACAACGUAGAGUCUGGUAGUGACCAAGGAGGCUGGUGUGGCUUAGUGAAACUAGGAGAUUGGAUACAGGUUAACUUAAGGAAGAUUGCCAAGGUAACAGCAAUUGCCACUCAAGGAAGACAGGACUACCCACAAUGGGUGAAGACAUACAAGAUCUGUUAUGGUCAGAAACUAGAUGGUUACUGUGAGCUUCUUGAUCAGUCCCUGAUAUUCACCUCUAAAAAUUAUAUUGAAAUAGUUACUCGCCUCAGGCUCAGUAAACAUUCAUGA